AACGGAAGUUAACGAUGUUUACAUUUUUUUUGCUAUCGUUUGACCCGUGGUUAUGCCAAUUACACGUGAAGAUUAUUAAUUGUUAAGUCAUAAUUAUACGUGCAGCGACUCAAAUAAACAUCGAAUUAUUCAUGCCCCCUUCACUUUGUGAAAGUGCGCCGCCUCUGUGUUAUUCAUUUGACCCGUUUUUGACAUUUGUCAGCUGUUAAGUGUCAUUGUUGAGGUUAUAAUCAAAUUUUUUCCGCUUUGUAAAUGUAAAUCCAAAUAAAGCACCUCGAAAAACAGUGAUUCCAAUCACGAUGGAGGCCCAGGAGUGUGAGACUAGCAGUUUAGAUGAGGAAACUUCCUCACUCCUAAAUAACGAAUCAUCGGGUGAUUUUGAGAAGGGCUCCCAGAUGAAUGAUUUUGAUGAGAACGAAGACACCAGAUCGGAGUUAAAAUUUGAUCGAGACCUGGAAACGGAAGCGGAACGUAAAAAACGCGCUUUGAUUGAGGACGCUUUGAGUAACAACAAUUCGACUGUGAAAACGUACCAAGAGUUGGCAAUUGACGAGUUUGGAUUAGUCGGAGAUGACUUGCGGUGCAAAGUUUGGCCAUUGUUGCUCGAGCUUGACCCUAAUAACCUGGAAAAGACUCCACUUUUGGAGGAACUAUCGAGUCACAGUGAAUACGAACAAGUCGUACUGGACGUAAACCGGUCUCUCAAGCGGUUCCCCCCUGGCAUUCCAUACAAGCAACGGCUUGCGUUACAAGACCAACUUACUGUCUUAAUUCUGAGGGUGAUUAUCAAGUACCCCCAUUUGCGAUACUACCAGGGUUACCACGAUGUCGCCAUCACAUUCCUGCUGGUGGUGGGCGAAGCCCUGGGCUUCAGCAUCAUGGAGCGCCUCAGCACGGACCAUCUCCGCGAGUGCAUGGAGCCCACAAUGGAAAAAACCUCAUACAGAUUGACCUACAUCUACCCCCUUUUGAGUCGGGUUGACCCUCAAUUGUACGAGUUCAUGGAUAGGGCUAUGGUCGGGACCAUGUUUGCCCUCCCCUGGUACUUGACUUGGUUUGGGCACUCCCUCAACCAAUACAAAGACGUGGUGCGGUUGUAUGACUUUUUCCUGGCGACUCCACCCCUGAUGCCCCUUUAUGUGGCGGCGGCGCUGGUGGUGGAGCGGCGCGAGGAGGUUUUUGAACAGGGUUGCGACAUGGCCAGUAUCCACUGUCUCCUAUCCCAAAUUCCCGACAAUUUGGAUUUCGAGGCGAUUUUGAGGAGGGCGCUAACAUACUACAAGAACCAUCCUCCUCACAAAUUGGAAGGCGAUGUGAAGAAGAGAGUGAAGAAAGAAGCUGAACAGCGGAAGAAAGAAGAAAUGAGAAUUAGGAGAAGACUCAAUAGGAAUAACACCCUUUGGGUGAGGUUUAGUAACAAGAUGCCCACUUGGUUGAUUUUCAAUUACCGAAGUCGAUAUGGAUUGCUGUUUGCCACAGCGACGGUUUUGCUUGGAUAUUACGCAUAUUAUCUCAAGACGACAAAUUCUUCUCACAGUUUUUUCGGUAUUUUUAACACAUGACAUUUAAUUACAGUGGGACCCAUAAAGACGAUGAUGCAUAAGAGGUUUUAUACAAGUUUCUAGUUUAUUUAUUUAUUAUUUUUUUAAAGCAGAGUAAUCGUUCCAACUGUUGUUUAUCACAAAUUUACACAUAAAGUUUAUUCAACCACGAAAUGAUCAUUAUCAAGGUCAUAAGUACUGUACACUUGUUGUAAAUAAGAGGCUUUUAGGGAUUGUUACCACGUUUUGAGCAAACCCAUGUAAAUACAGAGGAGACAAUUGUACCAAAAUAAAAUGGUUGAGAUUUUUAGCAUGCCAAAAAUUAUUAUCAGUGUGAUAUUUAUUUUGAAUUCCAGUUGUUUAUUUUUAUAUACGGUGAAGUGUUUGGACAUCCGCUUUUUAUGUUGUGUUAUAGGAGAAAAUACAAUCAGUAUUUUUAUAUUUUGUUAUGUGAAUGUAAAUGUAAUUAAGUGCAAUCUUUUGUAUUAGUUUAAGGCGUAUAAAUAAAGAGAUUAAUAAAGUUUUUAUUAAAAAA
Tribolium madens (black flour beetle) is the source of this 2076-nucleotide messenger RNA. Its product is annotated as TBC1 domain family member 20. Gene Ontology annotation, biological process: positive regulation of GTPase activity; endoplasmic reticulum to Golgi vesicle-mediated transport. The record is from RefSeq and is a predicted model, not a curated record. Gene Ontology annotation, cellular component: endoplasmic reticulum membrane. Lineage: Eukaryota; Metazoa; Arthropoda; Insecta; Coleoptera; Tenebrionidae. The transcript is spliced from 5 exons. Gene Ontology annotation, molecular function: GTPase activator activity. Bases 300 to 1562 code for a protein of 420 amino acids.